Peronospora matthiolae is the source of this 183-nucleotide messenger RNA. The record is from the annotation of a GenBank genome assembly. NCBI's taxonomy places the organism in Eukaryota, Oomycota, Peronosporomycetes, Peronosporales, Peronosporaceae.
AUGUGCUGGACAACUGUGAGGAAGCCUGGGUUGCGUGGACCAGUCUGGAAGACGCUGUACGGUGGGUCGCAGAAGGCAGGACGCAUCUACCUCAAGCGACAACUUUUCAGUAUCAAGAUGGCUGAAGGCGCGAACGUCAUGCAUCACUGCAACGUGGUCCUCAACAUCUUUGCCAAAGCUUAG